Messenger RNA from Conger conger (European conger), 2428 nucleotides. RefSeq names its product MLX-interacting protein-like. Gene Ontology annotation, molecular function: RNA polymerase II cis-regulatory region sequence-specific DNA binding; protein dimerization activity; DNA-binding transcription factor activity, RNA polymerase II-specific. Bases 124 to 2424 code for a protein of 766 amino acids. The record is from RefSeq and is a predicted model, not a curated record. Gene Ontology annotation, cellular component: nucleus. The transcript has 15 exons. Gene Ontology annotation, biological process: regulation of transcription by RNA polymerase II. NCBI's taxonomy places the organism in Eukaryota, Metazoa, Chordata, Actinopteri, Anguilliformes, Congridae.
ACUUGCAUUGCAGAAGAGAAGACGAGAAAAAACAGAGUCGGCUAUAGCCUAAGUUUUAUAUAGCCUAGGUCAUUCGGCUUCACGUCUAUCUCAGUUUUUUUAACCAGUAGCGACAACGGCGGCAUGACGACCAAAGAGCAGCGACAUUACCGAUGUAAAGCUGUAACUUUUAAGGAAGAUGACGAUUCUGAUACCGAGGUGGAGGAAUUUAACCUGGAGUCAAGGAAGUCGGAUGGACGCGAACUUCAGAUUAUACACAGCGGUCACUUUAUGGUGUCUUCUCUGCACAUGGAACACACGCCGAAAAAGGGCUACGAUUUCGACACGGUCAACAAGCAGACCUGUCGGACAUACCACUUCGGAAAGACCAGCACAUCACACCUGUCAAUUGAUGCUUCUCUCACGAAACUCUUCGAGUGCAUGACACUUGCGUACAGUGGGAUGUUGGUGUCGCCGAAAUGGAAGAACUUCAAAGGUCUCAAGCUGCUGUGGAGGGACAAGAUCCGUCUGAACAACGCCAUCUGGAGGGCCUGGCACAUGCAGUACGUAGAGAAGAGGGAGAAUCCCAUCUGCCACUUCGUCACUCCUCUGGACGGAUCCAUCGAGACCGAGGACCGUCGCCGCCCUGAGGCGAUUUACACAGAUGGGAAGAGCUGGAUAAGGGGACUUGACGUAGUGCGAGAAUACCACAAAUGGAGAACAUAUUUCAAGAAAAGGUUACAGAAGCACAAGGACGAAGAUCUCUCCGGCCUUCUCAAGGGAUCGGAAGACCAGUUCUCCCUGUUCGGGGAGAUCUCGGCGGACAUCUUGCAGAGCGAUGAGAUGGGAGUGCGCCGUGGCCUCGCCCGGCAGCUGGACUCCCCCAUUCCCAUGGACAUGGACUCACUGUUCGACAUCGAAGUGCUGAUGUCGGAGAGCUCGGACACGCUGUUCUCCACGCUGGCCUCCCAUCAGACCCUGAGCGGGCCCAACCCCAGGGACAUGGCGCACAGCGGGAACGCGGAUAUGAUCCAGCCUGGUCUCGGCAACCUGCAGCCCAACCUGGACUUCUCCCUCGACACCUUUGAGCUGUUUCAAGAUUUGUUCCACAGCUACCGUCAGCCCACCCCCUCUACCUCCUUCCCCUCCUCUGCUGUUCCCGCCUCCCACCCUCCGACCUCCCUGCUGCCCUCCGUGACUACAUCACCCAAGAUUCCAUCUGCCAGCGUGUCCAAUCACAUCGGAGGAAUGCGUUGCGCCCCCCCCUACCCCGGGACCUACCCCCCUCUGUUCUCCGCACCCCCCACCCCUGUUGCCACCGUCCCGCUGGCCCCUCGGCUCCCAAAUGCUGCUCCCCGCCCCUCUCUAGUUCAGAGGCCAGUGGCGAGGUGGGACCCGGCCGUGGGCAGCCGUUUGCCCCCCUGCACUGCCGUCCGUUCCCCCGCCCCCCCUAAAGUCGCCCCGAAACCCGCUCGGCCGUCCGCCCUUCCCCUACCCAGAAUGCCCCAGAAACCCCGAGUGCUGCCCCGGCCCGUCGCCGAGGGAACGCCGCCCCCCCCGGCCUUCACCGCCCCCAAGCCCCGGCAGGCGGGCGCCUCCAACCCGCGGGCCCGACGCGUCCCCAACAUCGUCCCCAACAUCGUCCCCAACAUCGUCCCCAACAUCGGCCCCGCCCGGCCCCGCCCAGCCCCGCCCCUCUUCAUCACAGCUUUGACCUCGCCAGGUGCCUUCCCCGCCCACAGCGGCACGGUCAUCAUCGCACCCAGCCCUCUGCAAACAGAAGCCCCGCCCCCUGCCAACAUCGUCAUCGCCCCUGGCGACAUCGCUCAGGGCUGCCGUCAAAGUUCGGCCGAGCAGAAGAGACGCUUCAGCAUUAAUCUGGGCUUCCGCACCCUGUGCACCCUGGUUCCUACGCUGAAGACCAAGUCCUCCUCUAAACCUGUUACGAACGCGGCCACUCUGCAGAAGACUGUGGAGUACAUCGGCAAGCUGCAGCAGGACAGACAGCAGAUGCAGGAGGAAGCCCGGCGUCUCCGAGAGGAGAUGGAGGAGCUCAACGCCUCCAUCAGUUCUUGUCACCAGAAACUCCCGGCCACAGGUGUGCCUGUUACACGGAAUCGGCUCGACUGCAUGUGGGACAGGUUCAACGAGUACGUGAGGAACAGAACUCUUCAGAACUGGAAGUUUUGGAUUUUCAGCAUCAUCAUCAAACCGCUGUUUGAGUCGUUUAACAGCGCGGUGUCCACCGCCAGCGUAUUAGAGCUGCGUCAGACCACCCUGCUAUGGCUGGAGCAGCACUGCAGUCUGCUGGCACUGAGGCCCAUGGUGUUGGACGCCCUGCUGCAGCUGAGCACCUCCAGCUCCAUCCUGACCGACCCCGGCCUGCUCCCGGCAGAGGCCGGUCGAGCGGUGGGGCACUCGGCUGGGAACGCAGCCGAACCGUAGCCAC